Messenger RNA from Mizuhopecten yessoensis (Yesso scallop), 1385 nucleotides. RefSeq names its product gastric intrinsic factor-like. Bases 72 to 1289 code for a protein of 405 amino acids. Gene Ontology annotation, molecular function: cobalamin binding. Gene Ontology annotation, biological process: cobalamin transport. The transcript is spliced from 9 exons. The record is from RefSeq and is a predicted model, not a curated record. NCBI's taxonomy places the organism in Eukaryota, Metazoa, Mollusca, Bivalvia, Pectinida, Pectinidae.
CAUACAUGUUUUACCAAAGAGCACUGCGUACAUUACGAUAACGCCAUAUUGGACACACUUUCCAUUUAAUCAUGUUGCUUUUCCAAUGCAGUGUUGUAUUUUUAAUCGUCGUUUAUACAAACUGCUGCUGUGGAGCUGAUCCGAAUACUGCCGCGAUACAAGUCGGAGCUAAAGAGUUGCUCAACUCCCGUAAAAACUGGAGUUGGGGUUCGUAUGCCAACGCGGAGGCCAUUUUAGGGCUGAUGCUGGCGAAUGACACGUGGUACCGAAAGGACGAUGCAGACUCCGUGGUCAGUGUUCAGGCCAUGCACAUUGAACUCCUAGCAGCAUUAUCACGCAACAGUAUGCUGGAAGAUGCAGAAUGGUCAAACGGAAAGCUAGCACAAUACGUCAGUGCGAUCCAGAUGACCUGUUACGAUCCAAAGGAUUUCUACGGACACAAUCUCGUCUAUAUUCUCAGUGGACAUAUGACCCAGAACAGGGAAUACUUUAUGCGGCAGAGGUUUGCCCUCUCGUGGGGAGUGUUGGCACUCUGUAAUGCCAAUGAACACAUAGAGGAGACGUUUAAGAAGCUUCUCGGCAACCCAUCAACAAACUUCACAUUUGGCGUUGACGAAGCCGCCAUGACUCUGAUGGCAUUGACCUGUAUCAAAGACACGAUAGGUCGACAGUCGGCUGAGAAUUUUAUAGUGAGACUGCUCAGGUCAGGGGUAACACUUGGAGAAUACUCCAGUAGUCUGGCAAUACAGGCUUUGAGGGCUGCAGGCACAAUGGGUGUUGACGACCUUAUCAGUAGGAUUACCGCUGAUCUAAGACAAUCUUUACUUAACAAAACAUCAUCACUGAUGACCCCUGCCGGAGCCCUCCACAUCCUUCCAGCUCUCGCGGGAACAUCACCUUUGGACAUAGGGAGGACCGUCUGUCAACAAGAAACUAAUGGCAUGUCGAAUGUCACAUCAUCAAGUGAGGUGACAUUGAAGAUCACAGUGGAUGAUGGACGGGCCCUGUACACUCCAGACUCGUGGACUAUUACCAUAGCUAAUGGAACUACGCUGUAUGAUGCAAUGUUGGUUCUUCAGCAACGUACAUCUUCAUUCAGAUUCCAGGCGACUCAUUCAUCGUUUGGUUACUCAGUGGAGUCCAUAAAUGGCGUCAGAUCUGAUACCACCAAAUCUACAUACUGGCAGAUCCUUCAAACUGGAAACAUACCCAUUUCUUCUAGUGUGAGCGGGACUAUUCCAAAGGAGGGAGAUCAUUUCAUUUUUCGUUUAAAAACUUGGGGGCACUAAAUCACAAGGUUCAACAGUCAACAGCAAAACAUCAAAUCACUGCGGUUGUUUAACAGCGUGGUAGUUUUCUGAUUAAAAAUAGCUGCUCUUCUCUCA